AAACCCUAGCCAUGUUUAGUGGCUAUAAUAAACAAAGUUUUGUAAGAAACAAUAUUGUUGUUUUUAUGGUAUAUAUAUAUAUAUAAAUAUAUAUGUGGCCUACUAUUCCCUCUUAGUAAACUAAACUUACCUAAUUAUAACUACUCACACAUAUUGUAUGCCUAUAUACAUUUGUUCAUGUUGACCUCAUGCAUAUCUAAGGCUAAGGAUUCUUUCAUAUCCUUCUCUCUCUCUCUUUCUCCUGGUCUCUUUGCUUUGUUGAUCCAAAAAUGGGAACAACCCAUAAGUUGCAAAUUCUAGUCUUGGCCAUGAUCUUCGUCGUCGCCCGGUCGACCGGACGCCAUCCAGCUCCUCUGAAAGGCCUUCGCGUCGAUCUCACGCACAUCGACUCGAAAGGAAACUUCUCAAAGCUCGAGCUCCUCCAGCGCGCGGCGCACCGGAGCCACCAUCGGAUGUCGAGGCUCAUCGCCAGGACGACGAAGGCGGCCGGCUCGAGCUCGCAGGUUCAGGCCCCCGUUCACGCCGGCAACGGCGAGUUCCUCAUGGACCUCGCGAUCGGCACGCCCAGCGUGCCCUUCUCCGCCAUCCUCGACACGGGCAGCGACCUCAUCUGGACGCAGUGCAAGCCCUGCGUCGAUUGCUUCUCGCAGUCGACCCCGAUAUUCGACCCCUCGACCUCCAAGACCUACUCGAAGCUCCCGUGCUCGAGCGCGCUGUGCCAGGCCCUGCCGACGUUCUCGUGCAAGUCCGACUGCGAGUACCUCUACUCCUACGGCGACUCCUCCUCGACCCAGGGGGUCCUCGCGAGCGAGACCUUCACGUUCGGGUCGACGAAGGUCGGUCACGUCGCGUUCGGGUGCGGCGACACGAACGAGGGCGACGGGUUCUCGCAGGGCGCGGGGCUCGUCGGCCUCGGCCGGGGCCCUCUCUCUCUCAUCUCCCAACUCGGCCUAGGCAAAUUCUCCUAUUGCCUCACCUCUCUAGACUCAUCAAAAAAGAGCCCUCUCCUUUUUGGCUCCUUAGCUGAUCUAAGCUCCGGUGCAAGUUCAACACCACUAGUGAAAAACCCUACACAAGCAUCCUUUUACUACCUCACCCUAAAAGGCAUAACAGUGGGUGCAACUCCUCUACAAAUACCGAGCUCAACAUUUGCACUGCAAGAGGAUGGAACCGGGGGCCUCAUAAUAGACUCAGGAACUUCCAUCACGUACCUCGAGCAAGCCGGAUACAAGCCGCUGAAGAAGGCGUUCGCCGCGCAGAUGCAGCUCCCGGUGGCGGACGGGUCGGCGAUCGGGCUCGACCUUUGCUUUUCGCUGCCGUCGGACGCGUCGUCGUCGGUGGAGGUGCCGAAGCUGGUGCUGCACUUCGAUGGCGCGGAUCUGGACCUUCCCGCGAACAACUACAUGAUCGGAGAUUCGAGCAGCGGAUUGCUGUGCCUGACGGUGAUGGGGUCGCGCGGGAUGUCGAUUCUGGGGAACUUCCAGCAGCAGAACAUGCAGAUACUCUAUGAUGUCGACAACGGCAAGUUGUCGUUCGCGCCCGCGCAGUGCGACCGGUUGUGAAAGAGGACUACGUUUUCGCUUUCGUGUUACAUAUUGCUGAUCAUUUGUAUUCAUCGUUAUAAAGAGGAAUAGAUGUUGUUGUUGUUGUUGUUGUUGUUCCAUUGUUGAUCAUUAUGUUUGAUCUUUUGGAUUUUUGAA
Messenger RNA from Ananas comosus (pineapple), 1700 nucleotides. RefSeq names its product aspartic proteinase nepenthesin-1-like. The transcript has a single exon. Gene Ontology annotation, biological process: proteolysis. The coding region runs from base 270 to 1562 and encodes 430 amino acids. NCBI's taxonomy places the organism in Eukaryota, Viridiplantae, Streptophyta, Magnoliopsida, Poales, Bromeliaceae. Gene Ontology annotation, molecular function: aspartic-type endopeptidase activity. Gene Ontology annotation, cellular component: extracellular region. The record is from RefSeq and is a predicted model, not a curated record.